This is a messenger RNA of Euleptes europaea (tarantolino), 1255 nucleotides long. RefSeq names its product UDP-GlcNAc:betaGal beta-1,3-N-acetylglucosaminyltransferase 2 (gene B3GNT2). The transcript has a single exon. Gene Ontology annotation, molecular function: hexosyltransferase activity. Bases 6 to 1199 code for a protein of 397 amino acids. Gene Ontology annotation, cellular component: membrane. NCBI's taxonomy places the organism in Eukaryota, Metazoa, Chordata, Lepidosauria, Squamata, Sphaerodactylidae. The record is from RefSeq and is a predicted model, not a curated record.
GAGACAUGAGUGUUGGACGCAGAAGAUUAAAGUUGCUGGGAAUUCUAAUGAUGGUAAACUUUUUUAUAUAUGUUAUCGUGGAAGUCUCAAAGAGCACGGGCCAAGAGAAGAAUUCAAAAGGACGUGUUGUAGUACCUCUCAAGAAGUUCUGGAGGAAAUAUACUCCUCCCAAGGCAUAUUGGAAUAAACAGCAGCAGAAGUUGGAUCGCGUCUACAAUCCCAUUUUGGCAUUGCUUUCCAAUAUGACUCCAGAAGAGAACUUGUCAUCUAAUGGUAGCUUCUUGAACACCUGUGAUCCUGAUCCAUUUGUUGCUUCAGAUGUUAGUGGCUUUCCAGAUUUGCCUGAUAGGUUUAAAGACUUUUUAUAUUAUCUGAGAUGUAGAAAUUAUUCGUUAUUAAUGGAUCAACCACACAAGUGCAAACACAAACCUUUUCUGCUUCUAGCGAUCAAAUCGCUCAUGCCACAUUUUGAUAGAAGACAGGCAAUUCGUGAAUCUUGGGGGAAAGAAAUUAAGUUUGGAGACGUAACUGUUGUGAGAGUCUUUCUAUUGGGCGAGACCCCUCCAGAGGAUAAUUAUCCGGACCUCUCAGGUAUGCUCAGAUUUGAGAGUGAAACCCACCAAGACAUUCUUCUGUGGAACUACAGAGAUACUUUCUUCAACUUGACUCUGAAAGAAGUCCUGUUCCUGAAAUGGGUCAGUAAUACCUGCCCAGGUGCCCAGUUUAUUUUUAAGGGAGAUGAUGACGUUUUUGUGAAUACCCAUCAGAUCCUGGAUUACUUGAAAAGUUUGACCAAGGAUAAAGCCAAAGACUUAUUUAUAGGUGAUGUGAUUAAAGAUGCUGGACCUCAUCGUGAAAAGAAACUGAAAUACUAUAUUCCAGAAAGUAUUUAUGAAGGCUCUUAUCCUCCAUAUGCAGGAGGCGGUGGGUUUCUCUAUUCUGGUGAUCUGGGUCUAAGGUUAGCCAAUGCAUCUGACCAGGUCCUUCUCUAUCCUAUAGAUGAUGUAUAUACUGGAAUGUGUCUUCAGAAGCUUGGGCUCGCUCCAGAAAAACACAAAGGCUUCAGGACAUUUGACAUUGAAGAGAAACAGAGGGAUAACAUUUGUUCCUACACAAAUCUGAUGCUAGUUCACAGCCGGAAACCUCAAGAAAUGAUUAAAAUUUGGACACGUUUGCAGGAUCCAAAUUUAAAUUGUUGAGCCUAAUGUAUGGGAGUGUGUUCUGUCCAAAAGCUCUUUCCAAAUUGGGUUUAAAC